Pseudo-nitzschia multistriata is the source of this 720-nucleotide messenger RNA. The record is from the annotation of a GenBank genome assembly. Lineage: Eukaryota; Bacillariophyta; Bacillariophyceae; Bacillariales; Bacillariaceae.
UAAGACCAGCCACCUGUUGGUACAAUCGAUCACAAUCCACCAACGCCAUGAAUAAUAUCUUCCGCUUUCUUUUGCUUAUCGGUACUAUCUCUGUUGCCCAAGCAUUCUCAGGAUUUCCAAAGAUCGCCAUCCGAACUUUGUCGACCGCAAUUGCCGCCAGCUCCGAUAGCAUGACCGACGCCGCCAUCCAAGAAGUCGAAGCCGGGGACAUGAUCCCAUCCGUGGUCCUCCAAGAAGGUCUCCCAGAUUUCGGAGGAAAGAACGACAUCGAUAUCUCCGAACUGAUCGCUGGAAAGAAGGUGGUUAUUUUCGGGGUUCCGGGCGCCUUCACUCCCGGAUGUUCCAAGUCUCACCUACCAAGUUUCAUCACCGCCAAAGAUGAGCUCAAGGAGAAGGGUGUUGACAUGGUCAUUUGCAUCGCCACCAACGAUUUAUUUGUCAUGGAAGCCUGGGGAAACACCUCCGGUGGAGCCGAGGCCGGCAUCAGGUUUUUGAGCGACGGAUCCGGUGAGUUAACCAAGGCGCUCGGUCUCACCAUGGAAACACCCAUGAUGCCGCGCACCAAGCGAUUCUCCUUGAUCGCAGAGGACGGAGUUGUUACGGAAUACUUCUCUUCGGCCGAGGAAGCCUCGAACACUUGGGCACCCGCUGUUCUUGCAAAACUUUAAACGCAACGUUCUGACGUAGAUUAAUUUCGAAAAAUCAAUCAUCAUCACGGCA